UGCAACAAAUGCCAACGCCUCGCCGAUCCCCGACAUGGGUCUCGACAACCACGUCCCAACUUGUGAAGUGGUCGAUGCGGAGCUUGACAAGUUCCGACAGGAAACUGGGGUGCAAGUUGACACCACCAGUAGUCCCUUCCGUGAUAACCAACUGAUCACAAUCUCCAAAGUAGUGGAUGAAAACGGGUUGCUCGUGCUCUCUGGAAUUUGCUCAUUUGAGUUGUUCCACAAUAUUACGGAACUAUAUACAGAAGCCCGCACUCUUCGGUCAUCCCGUAGCUUCUGCUUAGGUGACGACGAUGUUGUGCUGCUCACAUUCAUGAAGCUUUACCAUAACAUUACGUUUUCCCUGUUGGGAGUGCAAUUUGGUAUUCACCGGACCACAGCCUCCAACAUGUUUAAAGAAUCCGUAGUAGUUCUUGCAAGCAUCCUAGAGCAUGCCGUUUUCUGGCCCGAGAAAGAAGCUGUGGUAAGUUGUCUCACCACAUAUUUCUGGCAGUACAAAGAAACUAGGAUGGUACUCGACUGUACAGAAAUUGAAAUUGAGCGGCCCAAAGACCUUGUGUCAAGGUUACUGACAUACAGUCAUUACAAAUGGACGUACACGGCCAAGGUCCUGGUGAGUGAAACGCCGGGUGGCUUAAUUAGUUAUGUUAGCCCAGCGUAUGGCGGAAAAGCAUCCGACACGUUCAUAACAAAGGAGUCGCAGAUCCUUGACAAAUGCAUUCCACACAUUGACAGUGUCAUGGUUGACAAAGGAUUUCUAAUUAAUGAGCUGUGCCGGGAAAAAAAUGUAAAGAUGAUAAGGCCUCCGUUCCUAAUGGAGAAGCAGCUCACUGCAGAGGAAGCCAGGGCUAAUCAGUCGAUAGCCAGUGCUCGAGUACACGUGGAAAGGGCAAUUCAACGAAUGAAGCUCUUUCGAAUUCUACGACAUCGGUUUGAUCUGGAUCUUCUUCCGUAUAUUGACAAGAUCUUCACUGUAAUCUCUGGCAUAGUGAACUUAUCGAAGCCAUUAUUCAGCGAGAACAAAUUUUUGUUCCAGUAGAGCUGUUGAUGAUGCACGAGUCCAACACAGGUUUAGAUACACAGCCGUUGCGUGCUAUGUGUGCGUUUCUUUUCAAUCAUUGUACAGUAAAACCUCGUUAUAACCAAAUGGGAUAUAACAAACUAAUGGAUAUAACAAAUAAUCAUAAUUCCCCUUGCUUGCUAAUAGUGGGAAGAAAUGGACAUUGGCUAUAACGAACUAAUGGUUAUAACGA
This is a messenger RNA of Ixodes scapularis (black-legged tick), 1259 nucleotides long. RefSeq lists its product as uncharacterized. Bases 35 to 1045 code for a protein of 336 amino acids. The transcript is spliced from 2 exons. The record is from RefSeq and is a predicted model, not a curated record. Lineage: Eukaryota; Metazoa; Arthropoda; Arachnida; Ixodida; Ixodidae.